Molecule: messenger RNA, 2340 nt
Organism: Trypanosoma brucei brucei TREU927
Lineage: Eukaryota; Euglenozoa; Kinetoplastea; Trypanosomatida; Trypanosomatidae
Exons: 1
Coding region: 1-2340 (779 amino acids)
Source: RefSeq, a predicted model, not a curated record
AUGAUUCGUUACACUCAAUACCUUAUCACGAGGCAUACACCGGCCUUGUUGAAGAAAGCUGUGGCUCCAAAUGUUAACGUUUCUGCCACGUUGCAAAAAUCAUUUCGCACGUACCGAAUCGCCGCCGUGUUGCGUAAACCUCUUCCUCCUAAGGUCAACCUCAUCAUGAUUGACAACACCGUUAAAGGGAAGAGUGUGGAUCUGCUAUCUAUCGUAAAAUUAGUGACUGGGUAUGGAAAGAAGGUUAUGGACAAACAUAACGACAUGGGACGUUUACACCCCCUCAUUUUGAUUGUGAAAACAACUCUGGAUAGGGACAAUGCCAGCGUUGACCAAUUUGUGCUGAAUAUGGUCCUGACGAAGCGUAAGUACCUUAAGGACAUGAUUACGAUUGUUCUCGACGCCAAAACCACAGCAGCUGCUGCACAUGCACUUCGUACUGACAGGGGAAUCACGUUAGUACUGAAAAAAAACGACCCGGCAACAACUGAGAAGGAUCAGGUUAAUGAGGCUGAUGAGAAAGCGGAGAGAGGCACCACUAUAGAGCAGGCGGAAAAGAAGAAACGGGGUAAAACGAAGAAAAGGAAAGGUGUGCUUCUUCAAGCGCCAGCUGCGGUGCCGAGUGUGACAGAAAGCAGUUCGCUUAUUAGCCGACGAAAGAAGUUAACAAAAGGCAAGCUCAAAAAGCGCGCUCAUUCGCCAGGGAAAGUAUCCAAGGUUGAAGCUGAAUCGAGGAAGAAAAACGAAACCAUGAUAGUACAAACAAAAGCAGACCGGCGGGCUCUGAUAUGGGGGAAGGGAAGCGCGACCGAUUCGCCAGAGACCGCUGCAGGUGUAGGCAACGCAGAAGGGAAAAAGAAUCCUCCUGCUCCGAAGAUGGCUUCUGCACUUGCACACAUUGAUGCGCAAGAGGCUUUGGGCAAACCAUUCUGUCCUACGGUUGGUGGUGUUUUUCAACCGUCGCAGCAAGUUGAACGGGAGCUUUUCUCCGGUUAUGUGAAUGUUGUGUGUCUGGCUGAUAUGCUGAACCUCCCUGUCUACAAGGGUGGCGAAAUGUUCACACUUUACUACCGUUUGACGGGCGCAGGAGCCUACCGCACUCCUCUGAUAACAAUCAGUAAAAUAUUGGAGGAAGCCUGUCAAAAGCAUGGUGGAGGACCGUCUCCACACUCAAGCGCGGUUCCUACGAGUCAGGUGCCCCUGUUGCUACUUCUUGGUGCACCGUUCCUUUUUGGAGAAGAUGCUCGUCUCCUCUGUGAGGAAUACCAGAAAUCUUUACGUAGUCAGAUUCCCGCCAUAUCAGAAAUUACGAUAAUCGUGGCACCAGCUUGCUACACAGAGAAGAAUAUUCUCUUUGCCCUUAAUACCGCGCAAGAGGGGCGCAAAAGCAGUUGCGAGGCUUCAAGGAACGAACCACACCAAAAGCAGCAUAGACAUGACGAGCCCCCUAGUGCCUUGGCCAACCUGUCGUCUGGUGAGGGGACGAAUUCGUCCUUAUCUGAGAAUGUUUUACGAGACAUCGUAUCAACAGCCGUGGAAGAGGUCACACAACGCCAUGAAAAGUCUACACGGGAUCUCUCAGGAGCGGUGAAGCAGCUUAUAGAGUGCUUGCCACGAGACCGUCUUGUAAAUUUAAUAGAUAAUCUUGAGGAGGAGAGACUUGCGCUUCUUGAAACUACCAAGGGGCUAGGUGAAAUUCGGCAGCGGGUGCGCGGCACGCAGGAAACUUUGGACACGAUGCACAAAGAAGUUGUUGGCAUGGCGAGCAAGGCAAAUGCUCCAAACGUCUCAGGUAACAUCGGUUCAGCAGCUGACGUCAUCGAACUCUGCAAGGCUGUUGAAACACUGAAGGGCCGAAUAGCAGACUGUGCUAAUCCCGUGCCAAUAAAGCAACAGCUAAGCUUUGAGAUACGUGAAACAUUAGGAGACUUGAAGAGGAAUCUUCAGGACACAUUCAACCAAUCGCUCCAAGUGGGUUUCAAGAAUAUACAGGACCAGCAGCAGAGUCAGUUAACAGUCGCUCUUAGGGAAUAUGCCUCGGAGAGCGCAAGGGAGCGCGCCCUCACAGAGCAGACUCUUCGUGACCUCCCAAAAAACCUUCAGAGUGCAAUGGAGAAGGCGCUCUCCACGCUGACGGAUCGUAAUGAUAGAAAAACUGCGGAAGUGUUCGUUGAACAGCAGAAGUUAGUAGACACCAAAGUCUCCGCCAUGUGCGAUGCACUAGGCAGAACAGUUGAAAAGGGUCACGACCGCUUGCGAGAUACUCUCACAGACUUGCUGCAGAGAAAUCCCAACGCCAGCAGUGGGACCUCCCCUACAACCGACACACAGCAUAACUGA